Molecule: messenger RNA, 1599 nt
Organism: Botrytis fragariae
Lineage: Eukaryota; Fungi; Ascomycota; Leotiomycetes; Helotiales; Sclerotiniaceae
Product: putative heterokaryon incompatibility protein het-6-like protein
Exons: 2
Coding region: 1-1599 (532 amino acids)
Source: RefSeq, a predicted model, not a curated record
AUGGGCCAAGAUAAUAGAGAUCAGCAAAUUCCUCCGAACGAUCCAAAGACCCCUCGAUGGCUCCUUGAUCUUCAUGACUGGAAGCUCAAGAGAUACGUUGAUAUCGCCAGUACAAUUGAAACAGAAGGCUAUGGUAUCGUUUCCUAUACCUGGGGUUAUAUCGCAGACCUCAAAAAACCACAGCCAGAUGAUAAACUGCCAGGCGGCCUUCUUUGGGACGUGCCAACUACUUCUGCAUUCAGUCUCGAUCCAGCGAGAGAGGUUAUGGCAAAAAUCGGCACUCGUUAUGUUUGGUGGGAUUGGAUGUGUGUUCCACAGGAGACUUUGAAUGGUCGUCGAACUAUCACUGAUAGCCUGAGAAGUGCAGGGCACGAAGAAAUCGGGAAGCAAUUGAAUAUCUACCGCAAUGCUAAGAAAAGCAUCGUGUGGCUUCAUUCAACAGACUGGAGUUUGCAAAGCCCAUUGAAAACGCUACUUCUAGCUGGAUCGAAAGACAAUGGAGCGCUACCAACCGAGCCCAAAGCAUAUUUUGAUAAAGUUGUGCAACUGCUCACUGAAUCCAGGAAAUUGGAACGAUGGUUCGUCUCGGGUUGGACGCUCCAAGAAGGUGUUCUACUCCCCGAAACUAUCCUAAUCGAUGGCGCUAGCAAUGCUCUUCAACAUGAUACAUUCAUGCACAAUGGAGGACACGCUUCGGUAAUCGACUUGACGGCCAGAGUUACUAAACUCGCUGUCGAGGUAGCCCAAUCCUUCUUGCUGCAAGCCAAUGGAAAAGAACCCCAAAAUCAGGUCGGCAUGUUGAUUGAUGAAUCGGCUCACAGGGCGGAUGAAUUUCGACAAAUCCUUCGAGCUCUGGUCACCUCUGGCCUCGUCGCGUACAGUAAGGCUUCUCCGCUGUAUAUACUCAGUGGCAAGCAGAGCCGCAAAUUCGGCAUGGAGCAGGAUUCUUGCUGGGCAUUGAUUGGUGCAAUGGAGCUUGAGGGCGUUACUGUCAACUACAACCUCCCCAUGGAUGAAAUCAAGAUGAUGUUUCUCAGAGCAUUAUUUAAGAAAUAUCAAUGGUCAAUGCUUUUGCUGCCUCAGCCUUUGUUAUCUGUGAACGAAGGGCAGUCGGCGAGCAAUUUUAAAUGGGUCAAUAUUGUGGAUGGCCUCUUGAUUCCAGUUGGAGUGUUUGUAGAUUCACAAAUAGGCUUAGCAUCCAAGAGUAUGCUACCAAGCAUUGCACUUGACAACGCAAUGACGGUGACUGUUCAGCCACCAAAAACAAGCCAAACAUUCACCUUGUGGAAGAAUUUGGAUAUCAAAUGGUAUCUACAUUACGUCCAGACAGAAGCAGGAGUUGAGAUUCGUUCACUAGCAUCAAAGACAAGCCCCACACCGCGUAUCUCUGACGCGGUCUUCCUGAAGCUGGAGGAUCUCGGCAAGAACGACAAGGCUGCUGCUGAAUCUACCGGUAUGAGAUGUGCUGCUAUUAUGGAGUUUGGGACAUCACAAGUCAAAGAGUCUGCCGGCGUAUUCGGCGGAAUCGUGGAUCUUUGGUUUGUAGGAGGAAGCAAAGUUGAGGUUCCAAGUUUGAAGCUCCAUUCGUCGGCACACUGA